UCGUCGCCGGCCGGAGCCCCAGCGAGCCAAGAACCCCUCCCCCGCCCUCUCUCCACCGCGCAGCGCCCACCUCCAAGCGCCACAGCGCCGGCGACCGAUGGACCAGUUCCACGACGGGCAGCACGUGCGGCUGCGGAGCCGCAGGCGCGGCCGGUACGUCCGCGCCGCCGCCGACGGGGUGAGCGUCACCCUCAGCCGGCGCCGCGCGUCGCUGAACGUCGCGUGGACGGUGCACCUGUACCACAGCGCCGACGGCGACGGCCCGUACCUGCUCCUCCACAGCGCCGCCUACGGCCGCUACCUCGCCGCCACGGACAUGCCGCUGCCGGGAGGGCACGGCCGCUUCCGCGUCGAGCAGCGCAGAUACGACCAGCCGGAGCUGCGGUCCAUCAUGUGGCAGGCCAUCGGGGGCGGCGGCGGGGGCGGGGUCCUGCUCCGCAACGUCGGCGGCCUCCACCUCAGCGUCCGCGUCCGCGCCUGCCGCACAUUGUUCUACUGGGCCGUGGAGCCCAUCCCCGCCAGAGAGGCCGCGCCUCGCCUUCCACCACCGCUUUCGUUCGGGCAGGAGGAGCCGAGGGCGGAGCGGCGGAUCCGGGUCGUGCAAGCGACCGCCGAGGGGCUCUACGCCGACGAACGCUGGUCCCAGCUCCAGUUCUUCGGGAGGUGCGUGAACCACCUGAGGAACGCUCUGGCCAGGCACCUCAACCUGCCGCUGAGCUCCGCCUUCCUCAUGUGCGUCCGAGCGGGCCGCCACGGGAGGCUCACCCCACUCGUCGUCGACCUGCCCCACGGCGGCUCCGGCGAGACCCUCGAGGUCGUCGUCAUCCUGUCCGGGACCCCCGCCUGUGAUGCGUUGCGACACCCGGAUGUCGACGCAGAGUAGAGAAAGAUCAGAGCUGAAGUCCUGACACAAGUUUCGCCGCCUCCGAUACGAUGACUGCAGAACUGGACGCCUACUUUUGCCUAUAGAUAGAUAGAAUAGAUAUAGAUUGAGAAAACUCAGCAGCUCUCGCAUUUCUUCUACUAGCUGAACUUGGUCCGUUCUCAGACAGGGAGAGGGGGAAGCCCUGCCUGUUUUGGCCUCGCUGUUCUUUGAUUCAGAAUUGCCGAAGGCAUUGUUGCAUCCCAUGGCUCAACAAUGUUUGUUGGGAACUUGGGAUGCUAGUUGUAGUAGUUGCUGCAUUGUCGCUCUUCUGACAUUCAUCUCUGAUGUGAUUGCCGCCGUUUCUUUUCAC
Triticum aestivum (bread wheat) is the source of this 1235-nucleotide messenger RNA. RefSeq lists its product as uncharacterized. Bases 98 to 883 code for a protein of 261 amino acids. The transcript has 3 exons. Lineage: Eukaryota; Viridiplantae; Streptophyta; Magnoliopsida; Poales; Poaceae. The record is from RefSeq and is a predicted model, not a curated record.